GCCCCCUUCUUCUUUCGAAUCUCGGCUCAUACUUACAGAUAUGGCAGGAACAGAAGAACAAAUUACCAUAGGGGAAUCGAAAUUCGAAGGGUCUGGUGCACCCGUCGGUGCGAACGAGUCAGCACUCCCAGGUGUCUCCCAUCGAACCGAUGUAUACCCAUAUAUCGACCCGAAGAUCCACUACGCCUCGCAAGCCUUCAAGAACAAGGUCGUCUUCAUCACCGGUGCUUCGCAAGGUAUCGGAGAGGAGACGGCGAGGCAAUAUGCUCGCGCAGGAGCGACGCUAGUUCUCGCCGCUCGCUCUGUAGAGAACCUCGAGCGCGUGAAGAAGGAGAUCUUGACAGAGCUUCCCAAAGCUCAGAUCCUUACAGUGAAGGCGGACGUAGUGGUUCCUGAGGAAGUGAAGGCAGCAGUGGACACAGCUGUGGCGAAGUUUGGCAAGCUCGACAUCGUCAUCGCCAAUGCGGGAAUGGCUAACUCAUGGACGCAGCCUCUCGCGGAGAUGGACCCGAAUGAAUGGUGGAGGACGAUCGAGGUCAACUUGCGCGGAGUGUAUAACACAGUACACUAUUCUAUCCCUCAUCUCAACAAGACGAAGGGGUCCAUCGUCGCCGUCUCCUCCAUCGUAGCCCAAGUCCGGGUUCCUAACGCCUCAAACUAUUGCCUCUCGAAGCACGCCAUCGGCCGUCUCAUCGAAUAUAUCACCAUAGAAUAUCCCAACAUCCGCGCUUUCUCAGUAAACCCCGGUGGCGUCGAGACCGACACGAACCGAGCGACAGGUAUCAUGCCUCCCGGCGCGGUGUUCGAUACCGCCGCUUUGCCUGCUGCGACGUUCUUGUACUUGACCUCGGGAAAAGCUGAUUGGCUGUCAGGACGGUAUUACUCUGCAAAUUGGGAUUUGGGCGAGGUGGAGAAGGACUGGAAGAAGCAGAUUGUGGAGAAUGAAGGGCUCGUCGCAAAGCUUGUUAUCCCAGCCAAGUGAUCUCUCGCCGUGCGUUCUGAUUAGCGUAGUUUUCGUCGUUCAAUAAACAUGGGUGUAUUAUAAAAAUCACGUGUGGCGACAGAUAGAUCAUACGCCACUCAGCUAUUCACACUCCGCGGGUAUCACAUCGACACUCUUUCCCCGAAAGCUCCCGACAGAUAAUUGGAACAGUGAUUGCAAAGGUAACCGAAAAGCCGCACCCAAAGAAUCAAACGUCCACAAAGGCCACAACAAAACAGUCCAAGGUAUCGUAACUAGCUACUUUUAAGUAGAAGUCUUAGUCCGUUCGAAAAGUUGUCCAUCAUCUGAAAGCCCUAGAGAUAACUAUCCCAUAUCCUAAACACCUAUUAUAUCAAUGAAGCACCUGGGCCGUCCAAAGCGAGACCAGCAGUAUGCCAAAGCUAUCCCACAGAUUAAGCCAACGCCGCCACAAUCCCCGCGACACCAGCCAACAUCACCCCCGCCUUCGACAUCCCCUCACCCAAACCGACAGCAGCACCCGUAUUACCUCCACUCGCCGAGACAGUAGUCUGAGGAGCCCCAACACUCGCGACGUUGCUUCUCGAUGCCGAGGAGGAUGCAGACGAGGUCGUGAGCGGAGGCGCGCUCGUGAAGGACCCGACGGGUUCGGUGCGAGAUGUCGUCGCGACGAUACUAGUAGUCGUAGGGUGAGACAAUGAGGAUGAUGUUGUAGUGGGAACGACAGUCGAAUUGAGGGAGACGGACGUGGAAACGGAGGAUAGAGCAGUGCUGUUUGUGCUUGCCGUGGUCUGAGUUACGCUGGUGGGAAAAGUGACGGAGAUCGAGGUGCUCGCGCUCGCGGUGAUAGAGCUAGUGGCUUGUGAUCCCGACAGAGAUGAGGUAGCGCUGAUGAUAGUGGUAGAUCCGGACGAGUCCGUGGUGGUCACUGGCGUUGACGACGCUACGAUGGUGGUCGCAACACUGGAACUGGCGACCAAUGAGGUUGACUCUGUAGUAUUGGUGCUCUGUCCGUUCACUACAAGAACAUUCAGGAUUACAGCGACAGCGAAGAUGGUCUGCGCAAGAGAGAUACCAAACAUGAUGAAAAAUGGACAGAAAGAAAGGACAGGUGAGUUUUACAGAGCUGGGUCAAAGCAAGAAAGCG
Stereum hirsutum FP-91666 SS1 is the source of this 2108-nucleotide messenger RNA. RefSeq names its product NAD-P-binding protein. Lineage: Eukaryota; Fungi; Basidiomycota; Agaricomycetes; Russulales; Stereaceae. The coding region runs from base 41 to 982 and encodes 313 amino acids. The transcript has 8 exons. The record is from RefSeq and is a predicted model, not a curated record.